AUGGAGAAGAGCAAAGAUUUCAGCUACCAUGGCCUCACGGCAUGGACAAGGUGGAGAUCACUUGAGGAUUGUGAAGUUGACGGUGCAGGGCAGUCUGAAUUUGUUGAAAAGAUAGGGGAACGGGAGUUGGAUGGGGAGUCUGUGGUGGGAUUAUUAUUAGGAGCAGGGACUAAGGCGGCACAGAGUGAUGUGGACCUACACAAGAAACAACAUGAGAGUGAACUGGAAAACAUAUCAAAGGGGAAAAAGGAGAGGGAGCUUGGACGGAAGCAGUGCAAUGAUUUGGAUAAGCAAGCAGACUUAGAAGAUAAGCGUGAUGAGCUGGAAGACUCACUCACGACAGUAGCAUUAGAGGUAGGAAGGCAAGUGACAGCAGGAGACCUAGAGCCGUGUGUAGCAACAUCAGUCUGUGAUGUAGAGGAAACGUGUGCUGAGUAA
Messenger RNA from Dovyalis caffra, 438 nucleotides. NCBI's taxonomy places the organism in Eukaryota, Viridiplantae, Streptophyta, Magnoliopsida, Malpighiales, Salicaceae. The record is from the annotation of a GenBank genome assembly.